Molecule: messenger RNA, 5707 nt
Organism: Ostrinia nubilalis (European corn borer)
Lineage: Eukaryota; Metazoa; Arthropoda; Insecta; Lepidoptera; Crambidae
Exons: 5
Coding region: 1025-1669 (214 amino acids)
Source: RefSeq, a predicted model, not a curated record
AAUAAAUAUCUUAAACCAACUAUCUCCAAAAUUUUCAAAAUUAAUGUAAUUUAAUUUUCUAAAACAUACAGUGGAAUAUUUUUCAUUCGGAUAUUGCAUCAUGGUCACGUCGUCAACGCGGCCGCAGGUCCGAAGUGCGUUUCUGUAAAAAUGCUUGCGCGCACUGCAACAGAGCUGCCACGAGUUCCGCACGGUUCGCGACUGUGUAAUUAUGGAUGCAUCACCUAUAUUAGAAUCAUUUAGUCUAGUUUCACUGUAACAAUAUUAUUAACAAUGAUCGUUAUUAUUAGCCAUUUUAUAAUUAUAUUUGAUUAAAAUAUUUUUAUUGUAUAAGUAUCUCAAAUCAAACAUAAUAUUCAUAUGAUUUCCACUUCAAUUCCGAUAAUGAUAUUUAAAAUAUUAGUAAGUAUCUCUGAGUAUUUUUUAUAUACAUUAAUCUUGUGAUAUUUUUCUAAAUAACUUUUGAUGCACGUUGCAAUCAUUUUCAAAUACAUAAUAAUGUAUAUGUUGUCUUAUUAUGUUUUAAAUCAUAAUUAUAGCGACGAUUAAUAAAAAAUAGUACUUUGUUAUAUACAUAAGUGCCACUUGUGGUCUAAACUGAAAAAAUAUUUUUGAUUCUGAUUUUUGAUACCCUCAAGUGCUACGCGGCGGCUUUUCAAACGAAAUAUUUAUAUUAUGUGUUUUAAAUAUCAUAUGAAUGAAUCAUAUGAAUAAUCAUGGUGUUUCUUAACAAAACAUUUUUGUCAACCCUAACACAUUUUGCGGAUCUCUGCAAUAAUUUUCAAAUAAAUUGGAAUCGAUUCGACCCGAACUUCAUUCUGUGCUUCAUCUACUGCUUCGUGCAUCAGAAGAACCGUCAACCAACAAGGAACCGCUCCCCAGUGCUCCAGACCUAGUGCUCCAGACCUAUUGCUCCAGACCUAGUGCUCCAGACCUAGUGCUCCAGACCUAGUGCUCCAAACCCAGUGCUCCAGGCCCAGCGCUCCAAGUAUUCCGAGUGAGUUUCUAUCAUCUAACAAACACAAUGUCUGACUCCGAGUACGAAUCUGCAAUUGUCGAGAGUCGCAUCUCAAAGUCAGAGAGGAGGAACCCAGCUCUUAUUAUAAGAUCUGACUCCGAAGCUGAAAACGGGACUAGACGAGAUCAGGCAAAAACAUCUAAGAAGAAGUCCAACAAUCGAGCCCCGUCAAAGUCUGAUUCAGAAGACGAUCAGCCUUCCAAGCGUAGCAAGGCUAAGACAACCAAGAGGAAGUCGACAACAUCACGAUCUUCAAAAACCGCUACGCCAAAGAGACGGAACACCAAAAAAGAAGAGGAUCUGUUCGGGCUGGUCUCUGAAGACGAGGAAGACGCAGCUCACGCAAACGCGUCUCGCCGAGCGCCGUCGAGCCAGCUGCCGAGCUCCAUCAGCAGCAAGGUCGCGGACGGGUCGGUGCUGCGGCGCGCGCAGCUGAGCGGCCGCUACUACGCCGAGCUGCGCCUCUACUCCACGCGGGACGCGCUCGACACCCGCCCCGAGACCCGCUACACCAAGGCGCUCGUCACUUUGAAGCUCCAGCUCGACCCGGACCAGCCCGAGUGGGACUUGCUUCAAAAGUUCCUCAGGAGAGCCAAGACGACGUACUUUGCGGAUAGCGUGCCGGUGUUUUAUAAUAAUAAAAUUAACUAAAUUGUAAAUAAAAAUAUACAUAUUAAUUAGGUCUAAUUUACUUACUUAUAAUUUACGUAGGUACUUAAUAAUAAAUGAAUUGAAACCUAGUGUUAUAGUACUUAAUUAACCUCGGUACCUAGCCCAAACCACGUUUCGACGAACUCGCAUAUUUCAGCAAGUUACAUAAUACAUUAGUAAAUAGGUACCUACAUUACAUAAAAUCAAUAAAAGUAAAGUUUCAUUAGCUACAAAAUAAUUCCAAUCUUUGGAAGACAGGUUCCGAGGUUAAUUAAAGUUCAUUACUGGUUAAGGUAGGUUAGUUAAAGUUAAUUACUGGUUAAGUUAGGUUAACUAAGAAGAUGCCGUUCUGCUCUGGGUGUGCCGUUCAAGUUGAUAGAAGGAAAUGGGUUGGCCACUUGCGGAGCACCGCGCACAAGAACAAGUGCGCGGCGGUCGCUCAGGACGGAGUCGUUGAAGUCGCGUCUGCGUUCCGCGGUCGCAUAGCCUCCUACAGGUUACCGGUGACGACCGAAACGGAACAUUAUUUUCCAGACUUAUUUUUAAAAAGCGUAGAAUUCAAACUCUACAAACUUUUACAGAGUUCUCUUAAAAAACAUGUAAGCAUCAAAGUAAAUUUAGAAUAUUUUGGUAAUUUCCUUUUGUUCAAAAAUAACGAACAACAAAUAAAAUCGUUCGCAACUAAAAAUAUUAUUGUUCAUCGUAACUUUGAAUUUAAGCGCUUAUUUACAUCAGUAUUAAAUAUCAUAAAAAAGAAAGUUGAAGAGUUUCAGGAACGUGAUAGUGGAUGGACUUUUCUGAGUAAUGUUUAUUUAGAAGUAAAUAUUAACAAAUAUGAUCCAUUAUGUGGAUCUGGGUCGACUUAUGUUGAUUUGCCACCAGUGAUAAAGAAGAAAAAAGCGUGUGUCAAUAUUAAAAAUGACGAUAAAUUCUGUUUUUUGUGGAGCAUAGUCGCUGCGAUUUAUCCUGCUCAAAAGAACUGUGACCGAACUUCGUCAUAUCCAGACUUUAAACGGGUGCUCAACAUCGAAGGUAUGUCUUUUCCUGUAACUUUUGACGAUAUAGCGCUUUUUGAAAAAAAUAAUCCAACUUUAAGUGUUAAUGUUUAUUCCUUAAAUAACAAUAAAUGCGUUGUGGGUCCUAUUUACAGAUCUGAAUUUAAAUCAGACUCUAGAAAAAGAAUUAACUUGCUUCUCUUUGAGGACAAUGUACACUCGCAUUUCGUUUUAAUAAAAAAUUUGCCCCGUUUGGUUCGAAGUCAAAUUACAAAGCGUAACGGUAAGUUACAUUUUUGUGAAGACUGUUUAUUAUUUUUUACUUCUCAGAAUAGUAUCGAUAAACAUAUCUGUAGUGGUGUUACAACAGUACUUCCCGAAAAAGGUAGUUAUCUUCAGUUCAAAAAUUUUGAAAGGAAACAAGAUGUUCCUUUCGUUAUUUACGCAGACUUUGAAACCAUCCUUGAACGAUAUCAAGGAUGUGAGCCCGAUCCUCUUGCUAGUUUUACAACACCGCGUCAACGACAUAUCCCAGCAGCUUUUGCGUAUCAAAUAAUUUGUUCCUUUGAUAAUACUUUCAACAAAUUUGUUCAAUAUCGCGGUCCAGAUUGUAGUGAAAAGUUCUUAAAAAAUCUUUAUGAAGACAUUACAAAUAUUUAUAAUAUUUUGAACGUUGAAAUUAGAAUGAUUUUUACCGAAAACGAUAAGGUAAAGCAUUCACAAGCCGACGUGUGUCACAUUUGCGAUAACCUACUGAUCGGAGACAAGGUGCGAGAUCAUUGUCACCUUACAGGUAGAUAUCGUGGCGCAGCACAUCAAUACUGUAAUUUGCGAUACAAUGUCCCUAAGUUCGUACCGGUAUUUUUUCAUAACCUGUCCGGUUACGAUUGCCAUUUGUUUAUUAAAGAAUUAGCUGACAGCUUAGGCCCUAUUAAAGUAAUACCUAAGAACAAAGAAAAUUAUAUAUCUUUUACUAAAUUCCUUACCUUACCAAAUGGAAAAUUUGGACAAAUCCGAUUUGUGGAUUCUUUUAAAUUUUUAGGAACUAGUUUAGAAAAAUUAGUAAGUGGUUUACGUAAAUCUGAUUUAUUUCAUUUGAAAAAUCAUUUUCCUAAUGACAACAAAUUCAGUUUAUUGACACGAAAGGGAGUUUAUCCCUAUGAUCACAUAUCAGAUUGGGAAUCAUAUUCAGAAGAAACACUUCCCAAUAAAAAACAAUUUUAUAAUUCCCUUACCAAUGAGGAUAUAAGUGACUCCGACUAUGCUCAUGCCAAAACUGUCUGGUCCGUUUUUAAUAUUAAAAAUAUUGGAGAAUACACCGAUCUUUAUCUUAAAACAGACGUACUUCUUUUAUCGGAUGUAUUUGAAAAUUUUCGACUUGUCUGUAAGCUUAACUAUCAGUUAGACCCUGCUUUCUAUUUAACAGCUCCAAGUUUGUCUUUUGAUGCGAUGUUAAUGAAGACUGGUAUACAGUUAGAAUUGUUACAUGAUUUAGAAAUAAUCCGUCUUUUACAAAAAGGUAUACGAGGAGGUAUCUGCAUGUGUUCUACCAGACAUAGCGAAGCAAACAAUAAGUACAUGUCGAAUUAUGACGAGUACAAGCCUGACUCUUAUUUAGUGUACAUUGACUGUAAUAACCUCUAUGGCUAUAGUAUGUGUCAGCCUCUGCCUGUAUCGGAUUUCAGAUUUUUAAAUAAAAAUGAAAUAGACCAGUUAAAUAUUUUAACGGUACCUGACGAUGCGGACACCGGUUACAUUCUUGAAGUAGAUUUGUUGUACCCAGAAAACUUACAUUGUGACCAUAACGACUAUCCUUUCUGUGCCGAAAAGUUUGUACCGCCAGGUGGACAUACAUCAAAAUUAAUACCUAAUCUUUAUCCGAAAUUUGAAUACGUAAUUCAUUACGUUCAUUUAAAAACAAGUAUCAGUCAUGGGCUUAUCUUAAAUAAAAUUCAUCGCGUUUUAUCGUUCAAACAAAAUGCCUUUUUAGCUAAAUACAUUAAUCUUAAUACAGAAUUGAGAAAAAAAGCUACAACUCCUUUUCAACAAGAUCUUUUCAAACUGUUAAAUAACUCUGUUUUUGGAAAAACGUUAGAGGAUAAUGAACGUCGUGUUGAUGUUAAAUUAGUUAAUCAAUGGCGUGAUGACUCAAAUAAAACUAAAAAGCAUCUAAGCGCUGAUAAGUUAAUCGCACGACCAAACUUUCACAGUGCUACAGUAUUUUCUAAAAAUUUAGUUGCCGUUCAGAUGAAACCUGAAAGAAUAAUUUUGGAUAAACCUAUUUACAUAGGAUUUUCAGUAUUAGAACUGUCCAAAAGUCACAUGUACAAUUUCCAUUAUUCAGUCAUAAAACCACACUAUCAAGACAGGGUACAGUUAUGCUAUACCGAUACCGACAGUUUCAUUUAUAAAAUUGAAACUAAGGACUUUUAUCUAGAUCUAAAUACCCACUUUCUCAGUUACUUUGAUACAAGUAAUUAUGAUUCAGAAAAUCUUUUUAAUUUGCCAGUAGUGAACAAAAAAAUUCCGGGAUUGUUUAAAGAUGAAAUGGGCGGUGAAAUCAUAACAGAAUUUGUAGGUCUUAGGUCAAAGUUAUACUGUGUUAAAACGGAAUCAAAACUUAUUAAAAAAGCUAAGGGUGUUAAAAAAAGUGUAAUUAAAGACUUGACUUCAACUGACUAUAAAAAGGUUCUGCUUCAUGACCAAAUAAUACGUAAAAAGAACAUAUUGUUCAGGUGCAUCAAACAUGAAAUUUUCACUCAAGCAGUGAACAAAAUUGCUCUAUCAAAUGAGGACGAUAAACGAUUUGUACUUCCUGACAAAAUCUCCACUAAAGCAUGGGGGCAUCAAGAUUUAAUGUUUUAAGUUUAAUGUGUUAAGUAAAUUAAGUUUUAUAAUAUAAGUAUGCAAUAGGUGUAUAGAUAAAUAAGUAUGAUUUUAAUUGUAAAAUUACUAACACCAUUAGUUUUUAAUUUACUAACACAAGAUUUAUUCAUAACUGUACAUAAUAAUUGCUAAAUAAAGUCAUAAGUAAAGAGAUUAA